Haemonchus placei is the source of this 441-nucleotide messenger RNA. The record is from the annotation of a GenBank genome assembly. Lineage: Eukaryota; Metazoa; Nematoda; Chromadorea; Rhabditida; Trichostrongylidae.
UGGGCUAUGUCAGGCUCCUUCCCUGUAUAUGACUCAUAUUCAAAAUGCACGGAGGAAUGUGUCUCAAUGGUAUCUUACUGUGUCGGCACAUCACCGUUAAUCGUGUGCCAGCUCAAUAUUGUGGUAUUCCUGGCAUGCAUCUUCCUCGCAGUUUGCACAGGCGUCGCGAUACCCAUGGUAUGCCUGCUAUGUUACGUGGCCAGUUGGUGCACCGAAGCAAAACAAACACGGCGACGUCGCCGCGGUUCCGACGAAGAAACAGUGAAACUGAAUCCUCGAAGUGUUCAAGGUAUGAUACAUUCGAUGCUCCAUCGUAUGCCUUCUCUGGCUCUAUUAGGUCGGAAGACGGCCCAGCUAGGACAUUAUAAAGGCUCAGAGAUUGUACCGUGUGUAUCCUCGGACGAGUUUUACCGGCAAUAUAGGGGCUGCACCGAUCACUAA